Molecule: messenger RNA, 2340 nt
Organism: Cyclospora cayetanensis
Lineage: Eukaryota; Apicomplexa; Conoidasida; Eucoccidiorida; Eimeriidae
Exons: 10
Coding region: 1-2340 (779 amino acids)
Source: RefSeq, a predicted model, not a curated record
AUGCGCGAUCUGGAGGGGGAGUCGAGUGUGAAAGCCUCUCUUGAAGCUGCGAAGCAUCAGUCAGACGAGCACUGCACUGACGCGCCAAGCAGCAGCAGUGGCAGCCUCAGCAGUGCUCCAGUUGUCGAGGCAGCUGCCGUUUUGUGCGCCCUCUUUCGCUGGUUUUGCCUGCAGGUUGUGGAAGUCUGCAGUGUGGCCUCUCGCAUCCUUGCCGACGCUUCUUCAGGCAGAGCCGGAGCAUCAGAAACAGGAGCGAUAGCAACAAGCAAGCCUGCAGCGGAGACUUUGGCAGCGACACCACAAGUGGCAGCGGAGACGCCCAUGCACUGGUUCGCCCUGCCUUUUCUCUGUGCCGAGGUUUUGUUGCUGCCGAAGUCUCUGCUGCAGCUGCUAAGCAACGCUGCUGAAGCCCUGCCACCCCUACUCCCACCACAAACACAAGAAACGCAACCACCGCGCUCUCGGAUAUCGCAGCUGGCUGACCUCUCUCGCCACGAGAAGUUGCAGGGAGUUCCCCCUGCAGAAUGUGGCGAAUGGGUUGCUAUUUUUUGCUGCUCCCUUCUCACGAGAGCGGGGGCCCUCCCGUUUAUCCGCCUCCUAGACUACGUCGAGCACGACGCUUCAGGCUUCCUCCGCGCUUCGGUGGGUGGUGUCUGCAGGGAGCUGACAGCAGACGUGCUGGAGCUGUUUUGUCUGGCCCUGCUAAGCCCCUCCGAAGCCAAGAGGGUACCCCAGCAGCAGCAACUUCCGUCCAGCGACCGUUGCCGCUUCAGCUUCCUGCUGCAGCGGCUGCAGCACAAAUUCGCGUCUGCCAGCAGGGAGGCGCUCUGGCGUUUUCUGCUAGGCCUGGGGGAGUCGGUCGUGCGAGAAGAAUGCAGCAAAUCAGGCUCUUUCAGCACAAUUAUGCAGGCGGUAGGAACCUCCGCGCCCUUUGUGAGGUUCCUGCGAGAGCAGCUCGCAGCGACAAUGCUUCGGAUAGACAACCUGCAGCAAGCAAAGCGCCUUUAUUUCUCGGCUGUUGCUCCAACAACCCAAACAGCAUCAGAAGCAAGCGGAGAGGCAGCAGUUCCACCACUGCCAGGAUCAGAAAACGAACGUUUCAUACGCUUUCUUUGCGCAAUCAAGCAGCACACCAACCAGCUCGAGACAACGCAAGCAGGAAAAAAACAUAGACAACAGCAGGAUGAAAUACUUCAUGCGCAUGAUCAGCAGCAGCAGCAGCACCACCACCUCUUUGAUCUGCUACGUUUCUCGCUGCCUCAAAACUUUUCCCCUUCUGACGUUGGUACUUUGCUGGCUCGGGCCGAAUCCAUGCCCGUGAGCGCCAGCAGGAGCAACAGUGGCAGUGGAAACUGCUCAGUGACAAUGGGAUGUAGUGGGAAGCCUAGUUGGCUGUGUGUGAGCGACUCUUUCGACCUUCUGGAGUCUCUUCUAGUGAACGUUGCAGAAGCUACCCAUGUCUGCAGCAGCACGCAGUGGCUACCAGAGGCAGGGGCACGGGAGGAAGGAGGAGAUUCACCCGGGGAGCUUGAUCGAGAGCAGUGCAUGCUUGUGCAAACGUUGGUGCGCCUUCUUGUAGUCUACCAACAGCAGCGAGUUUUAGCGGUGCUCGCGACACAGCAAAAGAGAACACCUGGAGAACCCCCACGGGAGCUGCCUGAUGAAGAGCCUACACCCCAACCUGGAGACAGGGAUGUCUGGCAGCUUAUGAAAUGGAGCAUUAAUACUGCGCCGCUCCUAAGGGCCCUCGCACUCUUUUCUGCAAGCUCUGAAUCGGUGAAGCAGGCAGCUCUUGAAGCAAAUGGUGAGGGUUUGCUACUCGCGGACCAGCUGCUGCGGGGAGAAUUUACUGCAACGCCUGCCACUAGGGCUACCGAUACUCCCGCGCUCAUGAGCAACGUUUGUGCGCUCACACGGUCAACGAUUUUGGGAGGGCUCGCUCGCUUGCCUCUGUAUGCCUCUCAACCCUCAAUGUUUUUGAACUGUUUGUCGACAGCAGCUCGUGGCAAGUCUGCUGAGACUACUGGCAAGCCACUCGCCCCCGACAACCGAUCACUCCCCCUACCGGUACACUUGAAUCCAGGUACACGCCAUGAGUGCUCUUACGUGGCACUGCCUGCAGGAAAGAGAAAUGCAGAAGAUGGAACAGCUGCAGCCAAGGCAGCGAGCCGAAUCUGCCAGAUGGCGGCUGUCCCUCGAAUUCAAGCACUUAAGCUAGCAAAUAUGUGGAUUGGAAAUGAACUAUUUAGCAGCAGAACUUGGAAGACUCGGCGCUUAAAGGGAACAGGGACAAAUGAAGGAAAACGCCAGGAGUUUGAAACCCCUUCCCUAUCCUUGUAA